GGCGAAAACAAGACGCCAACAACACACGGAACAGGCUCCCAAGCAAAAUCAUAAAUUGAAACACUGGCCCUCACCAUCUAAUGCUUAGCUCCCCAUAAAUAAGAUUCAGAGCAACAGCACAAGAUCAAAGAUGCCCGCGCCCAGCCCGCUCGCCAUCGCGAGCCAGUCCGUCUCGCGCCUGGUCAAGGAGGAGGCCUACUACCGCAAGGAGCUCGAAGGCCAGAACAAGAAGGUGGAGGAGGAGCGGGCCAAGCUGUCGGCCGACGCGACCUACAAUGAUAACUUUAUGCUGAAGCAGCUUGAGACGGGCGCUAGGGAGACCGAGGCCGUCUUCGGCCCGCUUCUGACAAAAGUCGAGGACGCCGUGGCCAAGCUCGAGGAGCAGAUGGCCAUCAGCGAGAGCGACGGCGGCGCCCCGGACGCGGAGCUCCAGAAGGCGCGCGAGGCCCUCGCGGCCGGCAAGGCGCUGCAGCAGAAGGGGGCCGCAGGCGAGGCCGCAGCUGCGAGCUAGACUGGGCGGGGUGCGCUACUUGAGGAAGGUCUGGUGCUGCCUUGGUCGGCGUCGAGGGUAGGCCUUGUUGGGCCAAUUGGCAGAACGAGCCGGAAGGCAGACUGCAAGCGGCUUUGGUGAGCAGAGCAGAGGCGCGCGCGUGUUCUGGUCUAAGAUGUUGUGUGAAAAAGGCGUGACCAGAGGGAAAAUGCGGUUACACCACGGCAGCACUAGGACGAAUUUGCAUAGCUGACACCCCACGCUAUUCCUGCAUGCCAGUUACUCUUUGAUCGUGGUAAGACUGUGGAUCCGCCAGAUAGUUCACCGGAGGGUAUAAUUAAUCAUUUAGAUGCUUCGCGACUGGGUAAACAUCUAGGCGGAGGUCCUGGACGUGGUCGCACUCUUC
Molecule: messenger RNA, 896 nt
Organism: Gaeumannomyces tritici R3-111a-1
Lineage: Eukaryota; Fungi; Ascomycota; Sordariomycetes; Magnaporthales; Magnaporthaceae
Exons: 2
Coding region: 131-511 (126 amino acids)
Biological process (GO): post-chaperonin tubulin folding pathway; tubulin complex assembly
Cellular component (GO): microtubule cytoskeleton; cytosol
Molecular function (GO): beta-tubulin binding
Source: RefSeq, a predicted model, not a curated record